This is a messenger RNA of Lodderomyces jiufengensis, 597 nucleotides long. It is a transcript of the gene EMP24, whose product is annotated as Emp24p. The transcript has a single exon. NCBI's taxonomy places the organism in Eukaryota, Fungi, Ascomycota, Pichiomycetes, Serinales, Debaryomycetaceae. The coding region runs from base 1 to 597 and encodes 198 amino acids. Gene Ontology annotation, cellular component: COPII-coated ER to Golgi transport vesicle; Golgi apparatus; endoplasmic reticulum. Gene Ontology annotation, biological process: Golgi organization; endoplasmic reticulum to Golgi vesicle-mediated transport; intracellular protein transport. The record is from RefSeq and is a predicted model, not a curated record.
AUGAAGUUAUUAAUUACAUUAUUCAUAUUUUUCACAUCCAUAUUAUCCCAUAAUGUUUUAUUACAACCAUAUGGAAAACAAUGUUUUUUCGAAACUUUAAAAAAAAAUGAUGAAUUAGCAAUAUCAUUUCAAGUUGGUUCAAGAGAUCCUCAUAAUUCAGAACAAUAUGAUAUAGAAUUUUAUAUAACUUCACCACAAGGUUCAACAUUAUUAAAAAAAUCAAAAAUUGAUCAUGGUGAUGAAAAAAUAACUGCUAUAAGUAAUGGAAAAUAUCAAUAUUGUUUUUCAAAUGAAUUAAGUUCAAGAGUUGAUUUAGAUGUUAGUUUUAAUAUUCAUGGUGUUGUAUAUGUUGAUGUAAAUGAUCCAAAAUCAAAUACUUUAGAUUAUGCUAUUCAAAGAUUAAGUCAAUUAACUGAUGAAGUUAAAGCUGAACAAGGUUAUUUAGUUAUAAGAGAAAGAACUCAUAGAAAUACUGCUGAAUCAACAAAUUCAAGAGUUAAAUGGUGGUCUGUUUUUCAAAUCUUGGUUGUUGCUGUUAAUUCUAUUUUUCAAAUCUACUAUUUAAAAAGAUUUUUUGAAGUUAAAUCUGUUGUAUAA